AUGACUUCAGAAUCCACCGAAAAACCAAUCUCCAUUGCUAUCAUAGGCGCCGGUCUAAUUGGUCCUCGGCAUGCCCAAUCGAUCCUAGGUCACUCUGCAUUCCCUGACAGACCUGCUCCACAUGCAAUCCAGAUUGCGACUUCCCUAUCGACCACCUCCCACUCCACGCUCUCCUCCCUUCUCUCAUCCACUCCGCUACCAACGACAGUGCUAAUUUGCACCCCAAACCAUACCCACGUUUCUAUAGCCAUCUCCUAUAUCAAAGCCAGCAUAAAAUAUGAUCUGGCGGAAAAGCCCGUCUCCACAUCCAUACAAAAGGGCGCUAAAUGA
Messenger RNA from Botrytis porri, 330 nucleotides. RefSeq lists its product as uncharacterized. Lineage: Eukaryota; Fungi; Ascomycota; Leotiomycetes; Helotiales; Sclerotiniaceae. The transcript has a single exon. The record is from RefSeq and is a predicted model, not a curated record. Gene Ontology annotation, molecular function: nucleotide binding. Bases 1 to 330 code for a protein of 109 amino acids.